AAGAAUUCGACAUUCCAUCAUAUAUACUUCAUGUAUCGUUAUUAAUACUACAUAAUGUCUCCUAUAUAUUAUAAAAGUAUAUACUUAGACACGUAGUAUAUAGGAACUUGUCAUUCAUUUUUAGACUGUUAAUUACUUUAUUUAAGUUUGACACAAGGAAUUGAAGUAGUUCGAUACAAACGAUUAUUGCGCGACUUUGUAUACAUUGUUUCAUGUUACACAACUUUCUGGAACUACGACUGUGAUGUUUGUCUAACAGUUUUCGAUUGACCACCUUGAAUACAUGAUGGCUAAUAGGUGUGGACAUGUCUUAAGUUUUACUAUUAAUUUCAUCAGACGCAUCUAAUGAAGGUGAGAGUUGUUGAUGGCACCACACAUGCUUCAUUCCUUCUAUUGGAUUGAGAGGUUUCAUGUUUGUUAGGGAGGUCUGCUUCUUCCUUCAAAGACCAAAUAUCAAAGUAUUUAAGCAGAUUUGAAGGGAAGAAUUGAAGCGCGCCAUUUCAUUUAGCCGCUAAAAAUGAUGAUCUUACCGUUCACAGCUGCCGUUAGUACAAAAUUUUCUUGUUCCUUUCAUUACUCCGUUAACGAAACCCCUGAAACCUCUAAAAGACCUCGACAAAAAUCCAAUCUCAAAUCCAAAUUCCAGAGACCAUUAUCUACACCAGCACAGCUAGUGAAUUCGAGAAAUCAACCUCCAUCAAAACUCGAAGCUCUUGAAAAUAUCCUCUGUGAUAUAGAAUCCUCUCUAGAGAAGGGCGUUGACAUUAAUGACCCAGGUAUAUUUUCAUCCCUUCUUGAGGCCUGCUUCAAUUUACAAGCGUUUGAUUUUGCCACCCGAAUCCAUCGCGUCAUUCCUCACAAGCUGUUACGUAAGAACACUGGCAUCUCAUCGAAGCUUCUCAGGCUGUAUGCAGAGGAUGGUCGCGUGGAGGAUGCCCAUGAGCUGUUUGAUAAAAUGCGCGAUAGACAUUCUUCUGCAUUUCCGUGGAAUUCACUUAUAUCAGGUUAUGCAGAGAGGGGUUUGUUCGAGGAUGCAUUGGCGCUUUACUUUCAGAUGGUGGAAGAGGGUGUGGAACCAGACCUGCACACUUUUCCUCGUGUGCUUAAAGCUUGUGCAGGAAUUGGGCUGAUCCAGGUCGGGGAGGAGGUUCAUCGUCAUACCAUUCGUUCUGGGUUUGGGAAAGACAGGGUAAUUCUUAAUGCACUUGUUGUUAUGUAUGCCAAAUGUGGUGAUAUCGUUAAGUCUAGAAACAUGUUCAAUCAAAUUCCAGAAAAGGACUUGGUUUCGUGGAACUCUAUGCUUGUAGGUUAUAUUCGGCAUGGCCUUGUAUUGGAGUCGCUGGAUGUGUUUCGUACCAUGAUGCAUGAAGGCUGCAAGCCCAACUCUAUCUCUAUAUCAGCUAUACUCAGCAGCUUAAAACUGCUCCGUGUAAGGAAAAGAGAGCAGGUCCUAAAACUGGGAUCCCAAAUUCAUGGAUGGGUUCUUCGUCAUGGAAUUGAAUGGAAUAAUUUAUCAGUUGCAAACUCAGUGCUUUCCUUUUAUUCUUCUAAUAGUGUCAACAGGCUCAAACAAACGAGAUGGUUGUUUGACCAGAUGCUUGAAAGGGAUGUUGUGUCUUGGAAUUCAAUAAUUUCAGCUCACUCCCAGGACCGUGAAGCCCUUGCUUACUUCCAAAGUAUGGUAAACUCUGGUGCAAUGCCGGACACUGUCACAUUUGUAUCAUUAUUGGCUGCAUGUGCUCAUGUGGGGCUGGUAGAUGAUGGUGAGCGAAUAUUCGUUCUGAUGAAAGAUCGGUUCAAGAUUAAACCAACAAUGGAACACUAUGCUUGUAUGGUUAAUCUAUAUGCUAGAGCACAGUUGAUAACCAAAGCGUAUGACUUCAUUCUGUUGAACAAAAUAGAGGUAGAGGCUGGUCCAACCAUUUGGGGAGCAUUGCUCUAUGGUUGCUCCCUUUCUGUCAAUGCUGAUAUUGGAGAGGUUGCCGCUAAGCAUCUAUUUCAUUUGGAGCCAGAGAACGAGCAUAAUUUUGAGCUCUUGUACAAGAUCUAUGUUAAAGCUGGUCGCAAUGAGGAUGCAGAAAGAGUAAGAAAAAUGAUGUUAGAGAGAGGCUUUGCCUUGUGCUUUGAUGACAAAAGUGUUGUGUAAUUGGGAUUAUCACUUGCAAAUUUCUACCGUACCCAAUUAAAUUAGAUGGGUUUUGGUACCCAAGUUUUAUAGUAAGCCAGUCACAUUACAUUCCAAUAGUUCUGUACCUGUUAUGAAAAAUUUGUAACUUAUUUGUUACUUCGUAUUUUUUUGUCUUACUCCUGUAAUUUUUACCAUCAUUUGUAAGUUUUGUCUAUACCUGUUAUGAAAAAUUUAGAGUUUAGCACUUCCUUUAAAGA
Molecule: messenger RNA, 2385 nt
Organism: Cuscuta epithymum
Lineage: Eukaryota; Viridiplantae; Streptophyta; Magnoliopsida; Solanales; Convolvulaceae
Source: the annotation of a GenBank genome assembly